This is a messenger RNA of Myotis daubentonii (Daubenton's bat), 11497 nucleotides long. It is a transcript of the gene FBXW10B, whose product is annotated as F-box and WD repeat domain containing 10B. The record is from RefSeq and is a predicted model, not a curated record. Lineage: Eukaryota; Metazoa; Chordata; Mammalia; Chiroptera; Vespertilionidae. Gene Ontology annotation, molecular function: protein binding.
GGUGGAGGUGGGCAAAUGGGGGAGGGCAGGGAAUGAGGGACAUUUGUAAUACUGUCAACAAUAUAAAAUUGAAAAAUAUGCUAGAAAAAGGCAAUAAUAAGGAAGUUGGUAUAAAUUAAAGUGAAAAGUGUUUAUAUGUGAAGAGCUAAAUAGGAAUCUACUAUUCAAGAUAAUUAUAGAUAAAGCAAUAUAUGAAAUGAAUUCCUGAUUUCCAUGUCCUUCUAAUGUAACAUUUUCUCAGGCCAUCUUCAGUGACUGAGUUUUGUAUUGUGUCAUUGACUGACCUACUCCUUGAUUGCUUCCCAUUUCUAUACCAACUGCCCCUAUUCCAGGGGCCACCAAUCCAGCCCCAUUAGCCUUAAAUAGAAGAUGCAAGAAAAAGUAGUGGGCACAUGUCCAGCUUCUCCUAGCUUCCUCCAGUUUGAGCACUGACUUCCCCCUCACUACACACCUGUUAUGAGGCAUGGUGGUGAGGCAGGAGCCCUUGCAGGGCAUUCACUGUACCAGAUGUAUCUGAUAGCCACAUGCAGGCACAUACUGUGGCUGGCUCAGGUAGAGUGACUGGCCAUCUGAACUUUGCUGGAAUAUGCUUAGUCUUUAUCUCUAUUUCUGGUUUGCUCCAUAGUCUUGUUGAGAAAAUUCCACCAUCUCUCUGAAAGGAGGAGACCAGGUACUGGAAAGGAAGAAGAAAAACAGGUCAUUUAACAAGGAUUGAGGAUUGACGUAGCAGUGAUCAGUCAUUUGAGGUUCAAAUUUUCACCCUAAGUUAAAGACUUUCAUAGAGAGUGACCUUGAUGAUAACCUGAAAAGAGGUGUGUGUGUGUGUGUGUGUGUGUGUGUGUGUGUGUGUGUGUGUAUUUCAUAUUAAAAAAAAAAAUCUUUAAAAAUCCUACCAAGCUGCUAUUGGGUGUUCACAGCCUUUUCAAAUUAUAAUGUACUCUCCAGAAGUUUACAUAAAACUCUUGUUAUUCUUCUGUUCCAUCCAUGCCUCUCAGACUCCUCUUGCUUCUUCUUUCUGCUCCUCCUUCAGUUCAGUCAGUUUAAAGAUUAAUUUUGAAGUUGACCUUUAUUUUCCCACAGGAUGCUCCAGGCUUUAUGCUGUGAUGGUAAGGCAGUGGGAUUGGCUUUGUGUGCCUGGUGGCUGGCUCUGCCCUGGCACGCUGGCCCUCACUGCUGGAAGGGCCCAGGGAAACCUGUGUGAGGUGGCAGGUGUGGUGGGAAAUGGGGUCUACCUUGGGGGUCCACUCAAGUGUCUGACUCCUGGUUUGUCUUAUCCAGCUCCCGCUGGAGGAAGAAUAGGAUGAUUGGUUCUGUGCGAUGAGCUCAUUUGUCCUAUUAGUCAGUAAAAUCAAUAUAGAGUGGAACAAUAACCCAAAAAGUAUGGGGUCUGCUUGUUAGUAAGUUUGCUUACUCUUCAACAACCAGUGUUUCCACUUGGCAAUAUUAUUCAUUUCAUUGUUCUCAUCCAUUCUUCAGUUUAGUUUUCUUUUUACUUUUAAUCACAUAAAUUCUGUGCUUAUCUCAGUAGCCAUGGCUAGUACUAGUCAGGGCCAGGACGCCAACUCUGUAUCCAGUUGGAUGAAAGGUUUGCCAGGUGAACAUUACUCUUCUUACUUUUUUUCCUCCAUCUUCUCUUCUACCAUCCUUUCUUUUUCUCUUUCCUUCCUCAUUUAUUCUAUUUAUGCUGUUUUUAACCUGCUCCUCAAACUGGCUACUGUAACUUUGGGGUUUCCUGGGCCCUAUCUCAGAUAAGUAAACUUUCAGCUUCACCCCAGACUGCCAAGUCUUAUUAAAUGUAUUAUUUGUCACUCUAGCUUUCAUCAUUGAACUUCAGCUUAGGCAUUCUAUUGGUGGUAUUUGGCUGUCUCAACUAUUCCGGGCCUCAGCUUACCCACAUAUAAAAUGGGAGCAUUGGUGUCCCCACAUGUCUCCUAGAGCCAUCCAGAUAUAAAAGCUGGCCCUUUGUUAAAAUUUUUUAAAUAAAUUUUAUUUAAUUUAUUGGUAUGACAUUGGUUAAUAAAAUUAUACAGGUUUCAUGUGUACAAUUCUAUAAAACAUCAUCUGUAUAUUGCAUUGUGUGUUCACUACUUCAAGUCAAGUCUUCUUUUGUCACCAUUUAUCCUCCAUUUACCCUCUUCUACCUCCUGCACCCCACCCCUUUUCUUCUGGAAAUCACCAUACUGCUGUCAAUGUCAAAACUAUGGAAGGCUUCCAGAAUUUGCAUGUCAUCAUUGCACAGGGGCCAUGCCAAUCUUCUCUGUAUCAUUCCCAUUUUAGUACCUGUGCUGCCGAAAUGAGCACAAACCUGGCCCUUUUCAUAGUCACUUUUGUAGCCUUAACCAACACAUCCUGUGAUAAACAUAGAGCCAGAACCCAUAAGAAGCCAUGAAAGCUACUGUGACAUGAAUUUUAGGGCCUGGAUAAAAAAUAACUAAACAACUGCCACACAGAAGCCCUCACCGUCUCUGAUAACUCCUCAAAUAUGAAUAAGAAUGUAUGAUAGCGUAUUGAGCUGGUCAGACACAUCAGAGGUUCUGGGUCCUCUUUCUCUCUUCAAACCUACCUCUGGCUGACAUGUCCCUGUGCUGAAGUUUUGCUGAGGUCCUUAGGUAUCUUCCAAAAAGCUUAGAUUUUUUUAAAGAUUAAUGAGAAGAAAGGGCUGUAACAUUGGGAGUACCAUUUUUAGAUACCAUUUCCCAUCUCUUUUCUCAUUUAAUCUUUGCAGCCCUGUGAGAUAGAUAAUAUUUUCUCUAUUUCAUGGAACAAAAGUGAGAAACUGGUUGCUCAGACAGGUUAAGUAACUCAGUCAAGGACACUCAAUAAUACCUUUUGAAAGAGUUAAACAUUAUGUUUACUUCUAAAGUGAAGUCAUAUUUACAGGUAUUGAGACGUAGACAUAACUUAUAUCAGUGGUUCUCAAAGUGUGGUUUCCUCUGCAGCAGCAGCACCUGCUGAGAAGUUAUUAGCGAUGCCAGCUCUGGGCUUCAGCAGCUCCAGGGGGCCCAGCACUGCCUUCACAAGGCCUGCAGGGAAGCUGAUGCACAUUUAGGUUUGAGAGCCACUGGUUACCUCUGUUCUCUUCAUUCUGGUCUGCUCUCCAGCCACCAAUAGCAAGUGCCCACAAGUUUUAGUACAAACAGGAAGAAGUCUUGGCCACCCCAAGGAUACACUGUCUUCUUGGGGAUUCAGCAGUUUUAGCGAGGCUGAGAACUUUUCUGUGCUCUCUUGGUUCUCCCCGUUCUGGAUAGAAAACAUUUCUAGCCGGUGCCCUUAUUUCCUAUCUGUUUCUUUCACAGCCAAAGGGCAAAUCGGCGACCUGGAAACUCAAUGAUUUCUCAUGGACAGAGACGUUGUCAUUUAACUUGGUCAUCAAGUGUAACUCACGUGAUGGGAAAGUGAUGGUUCGAACAUGACAGUUUUCCCAUUUUCCCUCAUGAUAACAAUACAGUAGAGCCCCUUACCCAUGCUGCUGCUUUCUGUUGUUGUUCAUCCUCACCCCAGGAUAUUUUUUUCCAUUGAUUUUUAGAGACAGUGGAAGCGAGCGGGGCAAGACAGAGAGAGAAACAUCAAUUGGUUGCCUCCUGCAUGCGCCACAAUCAGGGCUGGGGAUCUAGCCGGCAACCGAGUUAGGUGCCCUUGACCAGAAUCGAACCCCAGACCCUUCAGUCCUCAGGCCGACCCUCUAACCACUGAGCCAAAUCAGCCAGGGUGCUGCUUUUUAAAGUUACCUGGAGUCCGCUAUUGUCCAAAAAUAUUAAAUGGAAAAUUUCAGAAAUGAAUAAUUCAUAAUUUAUAUACUUGGAAUCAAUUUGAAGAGCGUGAUGAAAUCUCACACUGUCCUGCUCCUUCCUGCCUGGGUUGGAAUCGCCCUUUUGUCCCGCAUCUCCACGCUGGAUACACCAUCUGCCUGUUAGUGACCUAGCAGCCACCUUGGUGAUCUGAAUUUUGGAGAGAGAGACCACAGACACAUACAUUUUUUACAGUAUAUUGUUAUAAUUGGUCUCUUUUAUCAUUAGUUGUUGUUAAUCUCUCACUGUGUCUAAUUUAUAAAUUAAACUUUAUCAUAGCUAUGUACCUAUAAGAAAAUACAUAGUGGAUACAUGGUUCAGUACUACCCAAGGUUUUAGGCAUCCACUGGGGGUCUUGGAACAAAUCUUCCAGAGAUGGGGGUGGGGGCGAACUACUAGUAUUUUUCUUGUAUUGCUCAUCUCACGUUAUAAAGUGCCUUUUAUAUAUGUCCAUUCAUUUGACCCUGACCCCAGCCUGUGAGCUAGGUUGAACUAUAAUUUCCAUUUUAGAAAAGGGAAGCAGGCAGAGGGCAGAAAGUGAGUUAUCCAGGGGUAUGUAGUUGCUCAGAAGCACAGCCUGGCUUCAUUCCACACUCCCCUACUCUGGGGCCUGAGCCCUUUCCUGACUUCCGCUGGCUGACCUGAGGCAGGCAGCUUUGAUGAGAACCAGAAGAGACUCCGGUGCAGUGUUAGGCAGGCACAGAGCCAGGCAGGAAGCAGCAGCUGGACCUGCCGGAUUCCCUAAACCACGUGGCAGGAUGGGAGAGAAAGUGUAGACUUGGGGCAGGGUGGCAGGAGGGCUUAGACAGGAUCAUAAACAGUGAAUAUACCAGUAGAGGGCAGAGGGGAAAGCUAGGGGACUGGUCUUCAGGGUGCUGGUAGCCUGGAUAUCUGAGAAAUACCGAUUUCUCAGCCCAAAGCCUUCCUUAGAGAAAUGUUUCCUGACCUGGGUCUCACUCUGGCUGAGACCUGUUUGCCUGCUCACCUCUUUGGGUAUCACUGAGCCACUUCUCCACCAUGAGAAAUCAUUGAGUUUCCAGGUUGCCUAUUAGCCCUUUGGCUUAUCCCAUCUGGUCAUCUUGUCCUGCCCUUCACCAAAGCCACUUUUAAAACCCUACCGUCAGAUCCCAAAUGACUCCUGAGCCAGGUGAGAAGCUGUGUGUGCGUACCCAGGUGUGCACAUGUGUGUGUAGGGUAGUGAGUGGAAUGGAGAGGCAGCAGACGUAGCAUGAUGGCCUACUUUGAUGAAUGCAAUCCUCACAUUACAUCCUGCAGGGUAGGGAGGAUCGUGUGUCAUUCACAGGAAGGAAACUGGCUUCAGUGAGGCUGGAGGUACUUGUUUAAGGCCGCACCUCUGGGAUUCCACCUAGUCUCUCUGACUUCCCUCAAAGGGGGCCACAGUGAGCCUCUGAGCAUGGAGUAAAGGCUGUUGGCUUAGUAAAACUGCUUCCUUCAUAUAUAUAAGCCUCACAGAUUAAAAUCUUAAUUUGUAUUUUCAAAAACAAGCUACUUUUAAUUUUAGUUUGUAGUCCUUCUGGGGACAAUAUAUACCCAAUCCUCUGCUUUGGGGCUCCCGCCUCCUACACCCUCCUUUGGCCUUUCUGAUAGAUUAGAUACUAAUCUGCUCUUGCCUUUCAAAUAUCUCUUCAGAUAGAAGAGGCUGAGCUACUAGCACUGUCCUUCCCAGCUUGAUCCUUGUCCCACAUGCGACCCUUGUAUGGGACUGCCAUUGCAAACCACCGCUAGCAAUGAUGUCCAAUGCCUAUCUUUAACUGCCUGGUCUCUACACUGUAAGUGCUUAUGUCAUUGCAAAUCUUCUCUUUAAUCUGGAGUAAUAACCAUAAAAACAACAACAGUAGCAGUGACACUGGUCUCACACAUUUGCUUUAAUCCCAGAAGGUAGCUAUAAUUUUUAUUACCUGCCUUCAUCCCUGCCAUCUUCAUCCAGGUAGCUUAUUCAAAACCAUGUAGUUCCGAAGUCCCAGAACCAGUGUUUGAACCUCGUCUUGUCUGAAGCAGAAUGGUCUCAGUGUGGUUUCAAGUCUCUUCUCUGGGCUGCCAACAUUUACAAGGGCAUUUUGGCUGCAGGGACAAGCUGGGUAGCUAUGUUAGGCAAUAGUCUAAUACAGUAAUUUUUCCCAACUUAGCAGCAGUACGUCUUUAUUAAUUAUUUUGAAAAAUUUCUAACGGCCAUGUGCACCCUUAUGUUGUCAUUCCUGAAUGGAUCAUAAGCCAGAGUUAAAAAUAAAGAUCUCAUGAAAUAAGUAAGUUAUUUUCAUGUCAUUUUUUAUUUUAAAAACUACACACACACUCGCAUUAUUUCUUUACAUGUAUCUCAAUGUAUGAACAUACACACAUAUGAACAUCCUAGUAAACAUUGAUUGCCCGGCUGCCAGAAGAGUGAUCCCAAUGAUAAUAAUGAUGAUGGUGACAAGGGUACAAUAAUCAGCAUUUAUUGGGGGCUAAUUAUGUACUAGACAAUCUCCUAAGUGCUUUGUGUAUGGUAGCUCAUUUAAUCCUCACAAGGACUUUACUAGUAUGAAGUAGGAACUGUUGUCUCAAUUUCCUAGUUGAGGAAACUGAAGCGGAGAGGAUGAAGCACUGUACCUGUGUUCACAGAACUAGUAAGCAGGUGAGCUGGGAUCCAAACCCAAGAGUCUGGCCCAGACCCCACACUUUCCCUCCUAAGCUGCCUCCUAGACCAGGGGUGGGCAAGUAAUUGAGGUUGGAAGUCCCCAAGUACACUCUUUGUCCCAGUGAAAGUUUUUCCGCUAAGGAGUACUUCCCUAAAGAGGUUUCUGGUUAGCGUUCUCAAGCAGCUAAAUAACUUAAAUUUAUAUUAAACACUUAUGUUUUUACUUCAAUGAUGAGUUAAGAAAAUGAGUGUAAAUAUAUUCACGAUCAUUGGGAUAGCCACCUUAUAAUCAAACAGCUAUAACCAUAAGAAGUUACAUCUAAUUUUAUAUUCACAAAUAUUUAAAAGUCGCUAAAUAACAAUACCAAUUGAAGCUCAACACCAGGCUACACAAUAUUUUCUCCCUUUAAAAAUGGUCCAUAUAUUAUUUAAAUUUGACUAACACUAUUCUCGUUCUAGAAAUGAGAUGACCAGCUCUUUCAGAAUAUACAGCAACUGCCUCCACAAAAGCAGCGCCAGGUUUAGGAGAUUUACGGUAAAACCACCUUUCCUAGGACUUCUACUGGCAGUUUCUGGGAGAGCUAAGCUUCCCAUCCAUCUCAGAGGUUUGCUUUUCCUCUGGGAGAUGUUUAUAAUAGAAAAGCAUCAUUUGGGAUAUUUAUCAGCUUCUCCUGUCCCUCUGCUGUUUGGUGGGGCUGACCACGGGCAAGGAUAAAAUGAGCUGGUCAUCUCAGGAUCAUGGACAACAUGGAAUCAAGGCUCAAGACUGUCCCCUAUUUUCGCUGUGAGAAGGGAAAUGAAUCUGUGCCCGUGUGCCAGAGGUGUGAAACGUGCAUCUUGGCUAGGAAGAUCUUCUCCACCAAAGAGUGGUUCCUAAGGGUCAGUGACAUAGCUCAGAGGAGGUUUCUAGUGAGCAUUCUGGGACAGCUGGAUAGCUUAUAUUUGUUAUACUAUUUUCAAAAUAUCCUUCAGACCACACAGGGGAAGGAUUUCAUCUAUACCAGGUCCCGGAUCGACCUCAGCAAGCAGGAGGGGGACAUCAUGAAAUUCAUGAACCAGAUGCUGGAUAGGACAAUAGAGCAGAAGAUGAGGGAGAUAUUGUGCUGGUUUGGGAGCAGCACCCACCGGACUAAGGCAAAUUACACACUCUUGCUGCUGCAGAUGUGCGACCAGAAGUUACUACUCACUGCUGCCAACGUCAUCAAAGUCCUGUUUCAGAGGGAGCAGGAUACCAUUUUAGAACUUGGUCAAGACCCCAAUCUUAUGCUUUUAUUUCCUGAGAAAUACUACAACCCCCAGCUUGAUACUUCAAAUGUCUACUGGACAGCCAGAACCAAGAGCACAUCCUUCCCUUUGUCCAAAGAUUCAGGGGGAAAAAGCUUGCUUAAAAAUGUUGGGUGGGAAGCAUCUAAUACUGAGGGACAAUGGAGGAGUUCGCUCCAGUGCAUUUCCGAGAUGAAUAGGCUAUAUUCCAGAAAAGCUCACAUGCUCAAGGCAGGGCACACCUCCUCCAAUCUGUUGGUUGACCUGAAUGUUGUCAGAGACUUGUCUUCUGGAGCCAGCAAAUACCGGGACUUCAUCCGUCAACUGCCCAUCCAUAUCUCCAAGUAUAUUCUAAGUAUGCUCGAUAAAAGCACCCUGAACAGAUGUGCCGCUGUGAGCCAGCACUGGGCUGCACUGGCAAAGAAAGUCAGGAAGGACUUCUCGAUGCAUUCGUUCAUUCACAACCAGAUCGCCUUGCUGCAGGGGUCCUACACAAAGGGAAUAGAUCCCACCUAUGCCUGCAAGCUUUUCGUCCCAGUUCCUAAAACGACAGAUGACAUAAAGCGCAUACGUGCGAAAAAUCAGAAAUGGAAACUGAGAACAAAGAAUGACAACAACUUGUGGACAGCAUACCAGAACCAGGAAACCCAGCAGAUCCAGAUGGAGGAGAGAAAUGUCUUCUGUGGGACUUACAACAUCCAUAUUCUCUCUGACACGUGGGACAGAAAUAGAAUCAUCCACUAUUCUGGGGGCGAUGUGGUAGCUGUGUCAUCCAAUCGGAAGAUCCAGCUUCUGGACGUCUUACAAGCAAAGGAGAUCCCCGUCCAGUUCCGAGGCCACACUGGGAGUAUCCGUGCCCUCUUCGUGUGUGAGGAGGAAAAUGUUCUUCUGAGCGGGAGCUAUGACCUGAGUAUCAGAUACUGGGAUCUGAAAAGUGGGGCUUGCAUACGAAUCUUCACUGGCCACCAGGGGACAAUCACUUGCAUCGAUUUAUAUAAGGAAAUGCUCGUGUCUGGAGCAAAAGAUUGCCAGGUGAAAGAGUGGGAUGUAAACACAGGGAAGUGUCUGAAGACAUUUAAACACAAAGACCCCAUCUUGGCCAUCAAGAUCAACGACACCUACAUCGUGAGCAGCUGUGAGCGAGGAAUAGUGAAAGUGUGGCACAUUGUCAUGGCUCAGGUGGUAAAGAUUCUCAGCGGCCAUGAGGGAGCUGUGAAGUGCCUGUGCUUUGACCAGUGGCAUCUCCUCUCUGGAAGUGUUGAUGGCCUAGUCAUGGCCUGGAGCAUGGUGGGAAAGUAUGAGCGAUGCCUCAUGGCCUACAAGCAUCCCAAGGAGGUGCUCCACGUGGCCCUGCUCUUCCUCCGGGUCAUCAGUGCCUGUGCAGAUGGCAAGAUCCGCAUUUACAACUUCCUCAAUGGGAACUGCCUGAAGGUGAUGAAAGCCAAUGGCAGAGGUGAUCCCGUGUUGUCUUUCUUCAUUGGCGGCAACAGGAUGGUGAUCAACACAGAGAGCAAUAUCCUCCUAUUCCAGUUUGAGAAUAUCAAGUGGCAGUACUUCCUGGAACGGGCCAAACAAAGAAAGAUCAGGGAUAAAGAGGACAGGGAGGAAAACCUCCUGGAAGUCAUGUCUAAGGCUAGCACUCCGAUUCACAAGCUGGGGAGCUCCAUAUCUAAUAAAUACCUGGUGGCCCAGGAGUCCCUGUUAAGUAAAUCUCACAAGUCCCGCGUUCUCCUGUUGCCAUCCAGGACAAUGACAGCAGGGUCAUUAGAGGUGCCUCAAAGUCAAAUAAAGCUAAAAUCACCCCGAAGAGAUGGAGAUAGCAAAAUGAGAGUGAGUGCUGUUUCUAAGGAAGUCAUUAGCUCAGAUAGUGAGCAGGAGAGUCAGCAAGCAAAAUCCCUUUCAGGAGAUGAUAUGGAGAAAGGACCCAAAAAAGGACAACUGGAAACUUUUGGACACAGGCCCAAACACUCAAGGAGGAAGUCCUGGAAAAUCUCUAUGUCGCCCGACCGGUUCCUACUCACAGUUAAUGCCCUGCAGCAAGCCCAUCAUUCAGGGAAGUAUGCCUAUCCCCAUAGGACAAAGUCCCAAGUCAUUGAUGUUUGGGAACCUUCAAGUUCACACCCAAGGAAGGUCCUUAGUUUCAAAGGAAAAUCAUUACAACAUGCAGUUGACACGUUGAGAGUCAGCCACCCUCCCAUAGAUGUGAAACAAACCAAUAUUUCCCUUGAAAUCCAGAAACUGCAGCCCAACUUGAAGAACUCUUUGCACGAUUCCCGAGUCCAGUCUUCCAUACCCCAGCCCAUGAUUAUCCGCUCCAGGAUCUCUGGCAGCUUACAGGUUGAAGAUCAAGUCACCAGUUCCAUUGACGGAGCAGUACGCAGCUUCAGACCCUUAACCAGCCUGCAUGUCAUUAAGGCAAACCGCAUGGUGGCUCCACAAGUAGACAUGACAACCCAGCCUGUCAAGAAAGAACGGCCUUGCUACUGCCCGGCCCUGGAUCCAUUCAGAAUGAACAGCGAAUUCAUGCUGUUGACUGUGAGGGAGGAGAAAGAGUACGAGGAAGCCAAGCUGAAAGAAUAUCAGGCCACAAAGCCCACUGAAGUGGUCAACCCAGAAAGGGCCAGAAAAGCUGCAUGGAUCAGGAAGAUCAAAGGCCUGCCCAUAGACAAUUUCAUGAAGCAAGGGAAAACCGCAGCCCCUGAACUGGGUCCAAAUGUUUUUAUCUGAACCAGCCUUGUGAAAUUACAAUGUCUUGCAAUAAAAAGGAAACCAAGUAGACAUUGGUGUUUGGCUUAUUUUAUUUUAUUUUAUUUUAUUUUAUUUUAGUGAAGUUGGAAUGACAUAGGGAGGGUGCUUGCUGUCAGUCAAACCUGGGAACAGAAAUAAGUGGGGUCUGUGAAAAUUUGGGAAUACACAAUCCCCAGGAACUCGCUCUCUUGUUCCUGCUUCCUUGCAUUUCAUGUUUCCUCCAUAGCCAUGUGGCCCUGCGGAGUCCACACGCAGUGGACUGAUAGAUGCGGAUGGGAACACAAGCUAUGCUAGCCUGAUGCUGGACUGGACACUGCUCCCACAUGGAGCGAAAACUCUGGACACUGGCUCUGAUUCCAGCUCUGCUGAAGCCACUGCUUCCUCGGCGGGACAAGGGGACAUGGGAGCUUGGGAACUCAGGGGUUUAAUUCCACAGAAAUAAAGCUUUCUACAACAGCUCAUCCUCCCGUGCGAGGCUCAGAAAAUUCCUUUUCUCGGGAAAUCACAAGAAGUGCACUCCCAGCAGCAACAGAUGGAGAUGUGGAGAUCUCCCUACCGCUAACAGUAUCAGGGUCCAGGCAGGUGAUUUAGAAGAGUGCAGUCCACCACUAGAGAGUUCAAGCCCCAUCCAAAGGGGACUGCUCCUACUCCGUGGCCAGCAUGGCCAUAGCAUGCUGUGAGAUAAUAAAAAAAAUCUAUUGGCCUCUGCCCCGCGUUCCUGGCACAGGUCCCGAAAGCCCUGUAAUUUCCCAAGCAAUAAGAAUACUAGGAAUAUCUUUUGUUCUAAUAUUUGUCUUUGACCCCCUCCCUGGCACAGACAUCUUGAAAACCUUUUAAUUCCUAAGUGAUAACAACACUUAGUGUUCUAAUGAUAGGACUGGGUGGGCUCCUGGAUGGGCUCUUAUCACCAGAAAAAACAAGCCCUGAGGUUUGGAAAGAGAGGCUGGAAAUGGAGUUAACGAUUAGACAUGUCUGCAUGAGGAAGCUCCAUAAAAACCCCAACAGCAGGGGGUUUGGAGAGCUUCCAGGCUGGUGAACACAUCCACAUCCUGGGAGGUGACAC